Molecule: messenger RNA, 444 nt
Organism: Bursaphelenchus okinawaensis
Lineage: Eukaryota; Metazoa; Nematoda; Chromadorea; Rhabditida; Aphelenchoididae
Source: the annotation of a GenBank genome assembly
AUGUUUGUGCAUUCACCCCCACCGCGCCGGCAUCGUCGACAUCUGAUCAGGAGACAAACAAACCCGAACGCUGAACCCUUAUCAAGAAGAGCGGAAAAAAGCGGAGGGAAGAAUCGGAAUGACAGGAGUCGUCUCCGAGUCCAGAAUCAGACGCCCUUAUCGGCAAAAAAAGGCGAUGGUGUCCCUUGCUCGCCUUCAGUCCCACACCGCCGCCCCGCCACCCCUCCCAAACACACAGCGCUUCGGGAUUCUGAAGCGGUGUGCAAAAUCAAGGUGAAGAAGAGGAGAAGCGGGACAGAGCCGGAAACCCCACCAAACAACCCCCCUCCAUCACACUACAUGUUUAAUGCCCGGAUUCUGAUGCGAAAAGAAGGGGAGAGGAGAAGCCCACGGGAUUCUGUCGUGUGUAUAUUUUCUAGCGUGCGGAUUCUGGCGUGCGGUUGA